AGCAGUUUAGUUUCUGUUUAACAACAAUUGAGAAAGCAACACUACAGAAGAAGAAAACAAAAAUUCAGAAAUAUUUCAUCCAAUCAACCAACCACCCAAACCAAUUAAUUGAAAGAUAUAUAAGAAAAUUGAAAAAUAUAAAUUUUUCGUGUGUCCAAAUCAAUGUAUAAAAAGUUGUGUUAAAAAUUUCAUGUGAAUGAAUUCGAAAUGUUUGUCGUUUCGUAAGCCCGUAGCAACAAACACUAAACAAAUGUUAUAUUAACUCAAGCCUCCCAGAAAAAUCGAUUCGCUUUGCCAGAGAGAACACAAAAGCAGAAAACAUGAAUUGUUGAAACAAAUUUUUGUAAAAAAAAUUUUGUUUCAAGUACCUUAAAAGAUCGAUUGAAAGCUGCAAAAACAAUAAUCACCAUCAUCAUUGUAUAAUUUCGAAAGAAGUUGCAUUUUUGCGUAACAUUUGUGAUAAAUACAAAUUAAUUUAAUAAUUUGUUAAUUUAAAUAAAAUAUUUAAAAUAAGUUUUUUACACAACAAACAAACAAGUACAAAUUAGUUAAAAGCCUACUAGACUAAUAAGACACUUUUGUACUGAUUAUCAUCCUUCGUAUCCACACAACGGCAAAACAAUAAAAAAGAACUCUGCACCAAUGGCACAGAUUUGAUAAAAAAAACUUCACAACUCAACGACCUAAAAGUGCAAUAAAUAUUAACCAAGUGACAUUCCCACCCGCGUAUCAAAAUGGCUGUCAAAAUGUACUAGGCCAGCCCUCACAAUGUCUGUCCCUGUACGCUACUCUGCUGCCGCCAAUUACGCCGUCGCUGAUAGUGGUCUAAACAAUCAAGAAGAGCAAUAUCAUCAAUACUCUGAAGAGGAUUUGUAUAACCACCAUUUCAAUAGCCAAUUGAAUAACAACAUCAUCUACGGCUAUAACAGCGUUUUGGAGGAGCAGCAGCAGUUGAUGCAGCAGAACACAUCAAUGUCUGUGACGGUGAAGCCUCAAGACCUGGUUGUAGUAGGAGCAGCCAAUUCAGCAGCAGCAAUGGCUACAAAUGCCUAUCGCAUGGAUCAAGAGCAGGCCACAACAUCUGCCAAGGCACGAGAGUUGUUGAUGGUCGGCUCCGGAGGGUCUAUGGAUCUGAUGCCCUCCACAUCGGCGAUGGCGGCGGCGGCAGCAGCUGAAUCUGCAAAUACUGCAGCCAAUGAUGGCAGCAGCCACACUGCAGAGAUGCGAACUGAGUGGAUGAGGAUGUCUGACGAGGGCCGGUAUGGAACACCGGGUGCUGCUGGCUUGGAUUAUCAGAAAUUUGAGCUGGAUCAACAAACACCUACCGCCAACAAUCAUAUGGACCAAACCAUGGAGCCUUCGUUAACGGACAAUGAGAAGAAGAAUUUGAAUAAUAACAAUUUGGAAGACGAAUUAAUAUCUCUAACAUCUGAGGAGCUUUACAAUACUCUCAAAGAAUAUGAUGCAUUACAAGAUAAAUAUCACACAGUUCUACUGUUGCCGAAAGAGUCAAGGCGUGAAGUUACAGCCGGUGGUCGUGAUGGCUCCGCUUAUGUUUUACGUUGCCUUAAAAUUUGGUAUGAGCUCCCCUCCGAUGUUUUAUUCUCAGCCAUGAGCUUGGUGGAUCGUUUCUUGGAUCGCAUGGCUGUCAAGCCAAAACAUAUGGCCUGUAUGAGUGUUGCCUCAUUCCAUUUGGCCAUUAAACAAUUGAAUUUAAAGCCUAUACCCGCCGAAGAUUUGGUUACAAUAUCACAGUGUGGCUGUACCGCUGGAGAUUUGGAACGCAUGGCUGGCGUAAUUGGCAAUAAACUGGGCGUACAAAUGGGUCAUGCACCCAUUACAUCGGUCAGCUAUUUGCGCAUUUACUAUGCUUUGUUCCGUAAUCUGGCCAAGGAAAUUGGCGGACAAUUCUUUGAAUUCUAUCAGCAAUUGAUUAAGUUGGAAGAAUUGGAGAAUCGCUUGGAAAUUCUAUUGUGUGAUGUGAAGACAACCGUGAUAACACCAUCCACAUUAGCUCUGGUAUUGAUAUGCCUGCAUUUAGAUUUCCACAUUAAGGAAUCAUAUACUCGUGGCAGCCCCGAAUUAAAGCUUGUCUUUGAAUAUAUACUCUUCUUGCAACAAUAUAUGAGGAUUCCCGAUCGUGUUUUCUCCUGCGGCUUUAGUAUUGUUUCGGGCAUUUUGUCCCAUUAUAAUGGACAAAAUAAGCAGCCCUACAAGCAACGUUUGGUUUGGAGACUGUCCAGCCGUACGUUGCGUGUUUUGCGCCCAACUAAUCGAUUUUCAACAGACCUGCCCACCAUUGAUGAAGGCAUUUCUAAUGUCGUAGACGAUGGAUGCCGAUCGAGAACCGAAAGUGUUAGUUCUGAGGAAGAGGAGGACUGGCCAACUUCACCCAUAAUUCCAAUAUUCGAGCAAUGUUAGUACGAUACAAGAAGCCGGAUCAAUUAAAUUAACAUAGCAUAACAGUAUCGAAUGCUAGGCUACAAACAUAUUUUUUAAUUUUCUUAAAUUAUGCCCAAAUCAACCGUAAUUUAGUGCUAAACAAACACAAAAAGUAUGGUGAAAUUCAAAAUUCGUCAACACUGAAGAAAGUAUCAAUAUUAUCGAGCGAGGAAGAAGAUGUAUAACAAAGCCGUCGCCAUCAAUGAGAAACAAAAAUUUUGAUACGAUAAUUGUGUUGGUGGUGGUGUUAGAGAAGCAAGUGACUGCACCCCAACUCGAAGCACUAAAUGCGGGUGUUCUUUUUGGAUGAACAACUGUUAAAGAAACAACAAAAACAUAUCCUGCUAAAAGAAAAACCAUUCGUAAUGUGAUGAUGAUUUUGUUUUUAUUUCGUACUGAAGCAAGAAUACUAUGGAAAACUAUACCUACUAUAUACUGCAGCAAUCAACAGCUAGCUAGCAGCGGCAGCAUAUGAACAGGAGAUGAGUGUAUAUUUUUGUGUAGCAACCUUAAGAAAUGCAUCAUAAUUUAAACAUAUUUUCCGUUUCUGUUCCACAAAAGAAGAAGAAGGAAAAAAAAAAACAAAAACUUUUUUUGUAUGUAAAGAAUCCUCCUAAAAAACAACUAUAAAUUUGAAAGGAAAUCGCGCAAGAAAAGCUGAAAACAUCAACAACAAAACCAUGAUAUACAUAUUAAGAUGAAUAGAAGAUACCAUAAAUAAGUUUAAAUAUCCAAAUUUUAUUACUUACAAUAGCAACAAGAUGGAAAAAAAAGAAAAAAUCACAAAAGAAAAGAAAAUCUACAAAAAAAACUAUAAAACAAAUCUAAAAAAGAAAAAUGAAAGCGGACCAUCAUUACCAGGAUUGAUGUAGUUCCGGACCUUUUUGAAUCAGUUGUUUAACAAUAACAAUAACAACAUCAAACAAAAAAAUCUAAACUGAUAACAGCUCAAAGCCAAGAGUUUGUAUGAGGUUCCUGUAGGCCAUCGCCACGGUUCCAGUGCCAGAUGAAAAGCAUGAAAAAUGACGCGCGCCAAGGGCGAGAACAAACUCUUGUGCAUUGAAUCAACAAAUGCUGGGCGUUUUUGUUAUUCCAUUAAGGUCGUGUCUCUGUUGUGUUGGAUGGAUGGAUAGAAUAUUGAGAAUAAGUAUCCCCCACCUCAUUCCAACGUUCAAACAAAAAACACUCUCUUCUUGAAUAAUUUGGGUUCGCGCUCAACAUAAAAUAUUAUACUAUAUUAAUUUAACAUAUACAAAAGAAGGAAAAAACCAAACAAAAAAAAUCAAUUAAAUUUCUUAGCCUACAAUUAAGUGGAUAAAAGUAUAGUAUGGAAAUCCUCCCCCUAUAUAUAUACAUAUGUGUGAAAGAACAAAAAAAAGUAAACCCAAAAACAAACAAAAAAACUAUAAAAAAUGAAAGAAAAAAACAUAAAAACUCAAUUUUAAACUACAACUAUCCAUUAAAAAAAAAAACAACAAACAAACAAAAAAAAAAGAACGAAAAUAACAUAACUUUAUUAAUUGAACAACAACAACAACAAUAAGUUACUCUGCGUGUUUCAAUGUUAAUUUCCAAAACCCCAACUUAAAACAAAACAAAAUAUUUCAAAUUACGUCCUCUUUUUGUUAUAAAAAAAAACUCCAUAGAAAUAUAUGUAUUUGACUUAGCAGUUAUCUCUCUACUCUUUCCCAUUCAGUAUAAAUGUUUUAGAAAAUACCGUAAUUACCCUUAAUUGACCUUAUCUUUUUCUUUUUUGUUGUCUCCAAAUAUAUUUUGAAAAUGUUAAAAAAAUAUCUACCAAACUAAA
Stomoxys calcitrans (stable fly) is the source of this 4249-nucleotide messenger RNA. It is a transcript of the gene CycG, whose product is annotated as cyclin G. Gene Ontology annotation, biological process: regulation of cyclin-dependent protein serine/threonine kinase activity; mitotic cell cycle phase transition. Bases 769 to 2421 code for a protein of 550 amino acids. Gene Ontology annotation, molecular function: cyclin-dependent protein serine/threonine kinase regulator activity. The transcript has 6 exons. The record is from RefSeq and is a predicted model, not a curated record. Gene Ontology annotation, cellular component: cytoplasm; cyclin-dependent protein kinase holoenzyme complex; nucleus. NCBI's taxonomy places the organism in Eukaryota, Metazoa, Arthropoda, Insecta, Diptera, Muscidae.